Molecule: messenger RNA, 1934 nt
Organism: Leptosomus discolor (cuckoo roller)
Lineage: Eukaryota; Metazoa; Chordata; Aves; Leptosomiformes; Leptosomidae
Source: RefSeq, a predicted model, not a curated record
AUCCUGACAGAGAACAGGUGACAAGGCUGGAAGCAGAAGCCACCAUCCCUCCAGUAGCCUCUCCUUCACAGUCUCUUCUCGUCAUGUCCUUACAAGAAGAGCAGGAAAAGUGUAAAGAUAAUGGCCCCUGCAAGCACAUCUGCAAUAUUGUGGAAGGAAAUGUUGUAUGCUCUUGUUUGUCUGGAUAUACGAUCAUGGCUGAUGGGAUUUCUUGUGAAGACAUUAAUGAAUGUGUAACAGAUACGCACACCUGCCAGCGGAGAGAGCACUGUGUCAACACAAUGGGAUCAUUCAAAUGUCUCCAGGAAUUGAGCUGUCAGCUAGGUUAUGAAUUUAAGGAUGGAGAAUGUGUUGAUUUUGAUGAAUGUGAGAGAGGAACUCACAGUUGUAAAGUAAACUUCAUUUGUCAGAAUACUGAAGGAUCAUUCUACUGUGAGUCAAAGCAACGCUGCAUGGAUGGAUUUUUACAAGACCCUGAGGGAAACUGUGUUGAUAUUAAUGAAUGCACAUCUCUCCCUGAGCCAUGUAAACCAGGAUUCAACUGCAUUAAUACUGUUGGGUCUUACACCUGCCAAAGGAACAUGCUGACAUGCAGCAGAGGCUACCACUCCAAUGAGGAGGGAACACGAUGCGUCGAUGUGGAUGAAUGUCAAACUCGUGUACACCAUUGUGGCGAAGGGCAGAUUUGUCAUAAUCUUCCUGGGGCUUAUCGCUGUGACUGCAAGAUGGGAUAUCAGUACGAUGCAUUCAGCAGAAGCUGCAUUGAUAUAAAUGAGUGCUGGAAUUACCCUGGACGCCUGUGUCAGCACACAUGUGAGAACACCCCUGGGUCCUACCAUUGCACGUGUUCUUCUGGUUUCCGCUUGUCUUACGAUGGGAAGCAUUGUGAAGAUGUGAAUGAAUGUGAUACUAGUCCCUGCAGCCAGGAGUGUGCCAAUGUUUAUGGUUCCUACCAGUGUUACUGCAGGCAAGGUUUCCAGCUAGCAGAAGAUGGGCAUUCUUGUAAAGAUAUUGAUGAAUGCAUGCAGAGUGCAGGCAUUCUUUGUACUUUCCGCUGUGUGAAUGUUCCUGGUAGUUACCAGUGUGCCUGUCCUGAGCAGGGAUAUACCAUGGCAGCAAAUGGAAGAACCUGUCGAGAUAUUGACGAAUGUGCAACAGGAACCCAUAACUGUUCAGCUGCGGAAACUUGCUAUAACAUCCAGGGCAGCUUCCGCUGCCUGUUCUUCGAGUGCCCUUCCAGCUACAGAAAAGUAUCUGACAUGAGGUGUGAACGAAUCAGUUGUUUUAAUUACCUGGACUGCCAAAAUACCCCGGUGCGCAUUACCUAUUACCAGCUGAACUUCCAAACCAAUAUUGUGGUCCCAGCUCAUAUUUUCCGUAUUGGACCAUCGCCUGCCUAUGCUGGAGACAACAUAAUCCUUGCCAUCAACAAGGGAAAUGAAGAAAAGUACUUCAGCACUCGAAGGCUGAACUCGUACACGGGCAUCGUCUAUCUUCAGCGACAAGUGAAAGAGCCUAAAGACUUUUUGUUAGAUGUUGAAAUGAAACUGUGGCGUCAGGGAACGUACACUACUUUUCUUGCCAAAAUUUACAUUUUCAUCACAGCUCAUGCGUACUGAAGCAUGUAUUGACAUUGGAUUUUAUUGGUGCUAUGCUCUUUAACUGUUCUACCAAAGCUUAAUACUGUUGAACUGGCAUUUAGUGUAUCUAGCCUUUAUAUUAUUUUUCUAUCAUUGCUUAAACUUUUUUAUUGGUUGUGUAAAUUAAGUUAAUUUUUAUCUUUUGUUUUGUUUUCUUAUGCAAUUCUUUACAUCAUCAUUUGACAAGGAAUGAAGGAAGGGUUAGAAAGGCAGUACGUACAUUGUGUUAAAUGCUGGAACCUUUUCUUAGAAAUUAUUUUUAGGUUUAGUCACAUCUGCAGGGUAUUGCACUAG